This is a messenger RNA of Cyprinodon tularosa, 1110 nucleotides long. RefSeq names its product early nodulin-75-like. The transcript has a single exon. The coding region runs from base 1 to 1110 and encodes 369 amino acids. The record is from RefSeq and is a predicted model, not a curated record. NCBI's taxonomy places the organism in Eukaryota, Metazoa, Chordata, Actinopteri, Cyprinodontiformes, Cyprinodontidae.
AUGGAGCACCCUCCUCCUAUAGAGAACCCUCCAUCUAUGGAGCACCCUCCUCCUAUAGAGCACCCUCCUCCUAUAGAGCACCCUCCUUCUGUGGAGCACCCUCCUCCUAUAGAGCACCCUCCUCCUAUAGAGCACCCUCCUUCUGUGGAGCACCCUCCUCCUAUAGAGCACCCUCCUUCUGUGGAGCACCCUCCUCCUAUAGAGCACCCUCCUCCUAUAGAGCACCCUCCUCCUAUAGAGCACCCUCUUCCUAUAGAGCACCCUCCUUCUGUGGAGCACCCUCCAUCUAUCGAGCACCCUCCUCCUAUAGAGCACCCUCCUCCUAUAGAGCACCCUCCUCCUAUAGAGCACCCUCCUUCUGUGGAGCACCCUCCGUCUAUAGAGAACCCUCCAUCUAUGGAGCACCCUCCUCCUAUAAUGCACCCUCCUCCUAUAGAGCACCCUCCUUCUGUGGAGCACCCUCCGUCUAUAGAGAACCCUCCAUCUAUGGAGCACCCUCCUCCUAUAGAGCACCCUCCUCCUAUAGAGCACCCUCCUUCUGUGGAGCACCCUCCGUCUAUAGAGAACCCUCCAUCUAUGGAGCACCCUCCUCCUAUAGAGCACCCUCCUCCUAUAGAGCACCCUCCUCCUAUAGAGCACCCUCCUUCUGUGGAGCACCCUCCGUCUAUAGAGAACCCUCCAUCUAUGGAGCACCCUCCUCCUAUAGAGCACCCUCCUCCUAUAGAGCACCCUCCUCCUAUAGAGCACCCUCCUUCUGUGGAGCACCCUCCGUCUAUAGAGAACCCUCCAUCUAUGGAGCACCCUCCUCCUAUAGAGCACCCUCCUCCUAUAGAGCACCCUCCUCCUAUAGAGCACCCUCCUCCUAUAGAGCACCCUCCUUCUGUGGAGCACCCUCCGUCUAUAGAGAACCCUCCAUCUAUGGAGCACCCUCCUCCUAUAGAGCACCCUCCUUCUGUGGAGCACCCUCCGUCUAUAGAGAACCCUCCAUCUAUGGAGCACCCUCCUCCUAUAGAGCACCCUCCUUCUGUGGAGCACCCUCCGUCUAUAGAGAACCCUCCAUCUAUGGAGCAUCCUCCUUCUAUAGAGCACCCUCCUGAGUCUUUAUUGUGA